GUAGGUGGAGAAAUCGCGAGAAGACAAAGAUGAUGGUCAUGGCUCUAAAUGCAGGAAUCAUAAUAAACACAGAUGAAGUAAUGAGCAGAUGUGUUUCAGGCUCCUUCCAGCGGUUUAAUCAAAGCGCAGCUGCGCGGCAGUGAUGAUGCGAUGAUGCGGACUCUCAGCAUCCUCCGCCACGAGUGACUGUGGAGGACCCACGGCCGACAGGGAGGGGUCCUUUCUUUCCUGUCGGAUGGAGCCCGGCUACGUGCAGGCAGCGAUGGCUAUGGGAGAUGUUUCCAAGAGAGUUUCGUCUCGAAACGUAGCAGUGGAGAGAAAAAACCUCCUGACUGUCUGCAGGUUUUCUGUAAAGACCCUGUUAGAGAAGUACACAGCAGAACCUAUCGAUGAUUCAUCUGAAGAGUUCAUCAAUUUUGCAGCAGUUCUUGAACACAUUCUUAGUCACCAUUUUAAAGGCUCUAGUAGCUGGUUUGAUGGACAGAGGAGUUACUGGGACUAUAUUCGCUUGGCAUGUGCUAAAGUCCCCAACAAUUGCAUCAGCAGCAUAGAGAGCAUGGAAAACAUCAACACAUCCCGAGCAAAGGGUCGAGCCUGGAUGAGAGUCGCCCUCAUGGAGAAGAGGCUCUCUGAGUAUAUUGCAACUGCACUGAGGGACAGCAGGACAACCAGGAGGUUCUAUUCAGAAGGAGCCAUAAUGCUAAGAGAAGAGUCCACGGUGCUAACUGGGAUGCUCAUAGGUCUAGGAGCCAUAGAUUUUAGUUUCUGUCUGAAAGGAGAGGCCCUGGAUGGGAAAUCUCCAGCAGUGAUUGACUACACUCCAUACUUGAAAUUUACACAAAGCUAUGAAUACUUCAGUGAUGAUGAUGACGAUAGACGGAGUGUUGACAGCAGCUGCAGUGACGACAGCGUCCCCGAACACCCUUACGUCCCUCUGGUCACCGAUGACGAGAACUGGAGCUCAAAGUGCCGCAAAAUGGAGCACAGAUUUAAGAUCGUCAAUGCUCAGAAGGGUUACCUGGAGGAGCUUGUGCGAUUACGUGAGUCCCAGUUAAAGAACACAGAGGCAGAAAACAAGAAGCUGAAGACCAAACUGGAGGAGGUACAAAGCCAGAGCCACCGGGAAAAGAAGGAACUAGAGGCUGUUAUCCUGGAGCUGCAGGAGCAACUGACAAGCUUGAUUCCGUAUGAUUCUAACCACCUGGUCAAAAACAUGUCAAUCCCCCUCAUCAACCAGUGGCCAACCCUGGAGCCGUACAGCAUCCAAGAUGAGUUGAAGCUGUUCCGCAGGAGGAGUUUCCCGAGCACAGAGCUGCUCUCAGCAGAGGUCAGCCUGGAUUCUGACUCCCAAAGAGUCGCAGGCAAACAGAACGGAGGAGCCUGGUGCACAGAAAAGGACUAUACCCCCUCCAUGAUGGGCCUGUGUGGGUCUUUGGCCUCUUUUCCAAGCACCAAAUCUCUGGCUAGCCUCAAAUCAAGUGAGUGCUUGGUCAAUAUCAGCACAGAGAACAGCCCUGCUCUGUCUCCCAGCUAGGGGGCGCCAAAGAUACACUGGAAAAGCAGACAAUUCAGUAAAAAAA
Cyprinodon tularosa is the source of this 1580-nucleotide messenger RNA. RefSeq names its product RUN domain containing 3Ab (gene rundc3ab). The transcript has 11 exons. Gene Ontology annotation, cellular component: cytosol. The record is from RefSeq and is a predicted model, not a curated record. Lineage: Eukaryota; Metazoa; Chordata; Actinopteri; Cyprinodontiformes; Cyprinodontidae. The coding region runs from base 236 to 1534 and encodes 432 amino acids.